UGUACACAGUAACAGAAUCCCAACUUCAAUCUUCUAGAAUUAUACAAUUGCAAGGUAGGUAUGGUAGAAGUAGCCCCUGAAUGUCUGAAACGAGCCCGGCGCUGCUACAGGCGGAAGGGAUGCGCGCUGGUGACCCGCCUGGGGGGCUUUAAUUAGGAUGGAGGCUUUUGGACGGCUGAACGAAUAUUCUUAUCCGUCUCCUAUAUCUUUGUUGUUGUUUUCUUCAUGUUAUGAACAAUUGCCAUCCGCCAUCAUACAUCAUUCAGCCACAUCCAACAUGGAGGUAUGUCUGGGAAGGGCCGAGGCCGACCUCGACCUCGACCAUGACCGCCACCGCCAGCUGCAGCCACAACAGCUACAGCAACAGCAACAGCAACAGCACGAGCAACAACAGCAAGAAGAACAGCGAAAAAUCCGCCAACUCAAACGCCAAUCUCUCCCUGCACGGCCGCACGCUGCAGCUCGACACAAAAAACGUCUAACGCUCAACUUCCCCAUCAACAUUCCUCCAGGAGGACUCGGCACGGACACCGCACCAGCCUCCGCUGUCGAACCCAGUCCGAUCCAGACUCCCAUGACCCCCUUCUCGCAGACAACGUCUACUACGAGCCCUGCUCUCGGGGCGCCCCUGCCCCUGGAUACACAGCAGCAGGCUGACGAGAGCACAAACCUGUUGACGGCGAUUGCAUCACAGGAGCGGAAAGUGCUGGAGCUACGGGAGGAGCUGCAACGGGCGGAGACAGAGCUCUCCACGCUGAAGAAAAAAUGGACGUUAUCGGAGAAGACCAAGAAACGCACGGAAGUCAGCCACCAUGCCGAACCAUUAAUAUCGCUGCGAUCCCCCGUCGAAAGUGUCUGUGGUGAAGAGCGAGAGUCACUGCUGCAACAGCAUCGCAAGGAGACUGCGGCCGCAGACAUCGUGCAGUCACAGCAACGUACGAGGGAGUUGGAGAGAAGGAGGAGUAUGCGUAUUGCUCCUUCUCCGGGGACUACGAUAUCGGCGAAUGGACGAAGGGUGUUUCAGGGUUCGCAUGCGAGGACGUUGUCAUUGCUUUCCGCGUCGACAGAUUCCGGGUUUAGUAGUGGUAAGAUAUCGCUGUCCGGGAAGUCGACGGAGAAUGAGUUUGUGGGGAGGAUGCCGCGGUCUGCGACGCUGCCUUCGUCUACUGAGCGGGGUGCGAAUGGGGCCUUUGCGCCGACGGAGGAAAUGAUCACAGAGUGGCGAACGAAUAUGCCGCCCGCGUCUCGGGCCUCGCUUGUGCACACCGGGAAGCAGAUGGCUUCGGAUUUGAGGGAGGGUUUGUGGACGUUUUUGGAGGAUAUUCGACAAGCUACCGUGGGCGAGGAGGGGAUUAAUGCAACGGAGGUGAGAGGGAUGUCGCCGGCCGCCAUGUCCCGCAAACGAGAUUCGAUUUCGACUUCGACGUCGCGGAGCAGCAGAGAUCGGUUGUCUGUGCAUGGGGGAGGAACGUUAUCACGUACUGCAUCGUCGUCAUCGCGGAGCAGGGGGGCGGGAGCUGAGAGGAUUUCUGGUAAAGACACUAAAUCGACCGACAUCGAUUCGUCGUUUUGGAGUGAAUUCGGCAUUGAUACACCUGGGCAGAAGUCCCCGAACGCUCGCGGAGCCUCAAACCCCCGGCCAAACGGGCAACACAACAACCUCGAGGUCUACGAUGAUGAUUGGGAUGCCUGGGAGGCUAGUUCUCAGCAGCCGAACAAGACGCACACCCCAUCCUCGAGCCGUUCCACGCUGGAAUCGAAGCAUGGCCAGUCUCCGAGGUCCCAGGCUAGCAGUCCGCGGACGAGUGCUAGCUUCGGAGAUUGGCGUCCAAUCAGCCAGGGCGACUCUGUCCCCGACCCCAGUGUUUCCGAUGGCAUUCCGUGGCCCGCAAUCACCAAGAUGGCACCGACCAAGUUAAACCGCACCGCGUCAAGUCUCAUGACCGAAUGGGAACAAAGUCUUUCUCCUGAUAGGGCCCCGGCCAGUCCUACCCUUUCCGAGAAGGAGAAUAAGGCGGACUAACCGGCCAUUCGCCCAUGGUUUGGACAUUUUCCUUAUUUUCUUCUUUUUUCCUAUUUACGUUUUGUUCUCUUUCCCAAACCUAAACGAGCAUUGUGCCAACAGACACGGACACGGACUGAACUUGGACGAGCCGGUAUAUUGAAUAACUGGACCAUGAUACAAACACGAUACAAGAAUCGAAUAACGCAGGGCUAUGAUUGUGACCCGAAUACCCUUUACGACAAAGCGUUUGUCUUUCUGCUGCUGCCCUUUUUUUUUUUUUUAGAGCCUUUAUUUAUCUUCUUCUUGUGUCUAUUAUAGACUAUUUUGGACCUUUAUUCUUCUCUUCUGAUGUGGAAUGUUUUCGCAUAGCCAUUGAAUUGUAUGUAUAUUAUUUGAAUGAAUACUUGAC
Molecule: messenger RNA, 2414 nt
Organism: Aspergillus ruber CBS 135680
Lineage: Eukaryota; Fungi; Ascomycota; Eurotiomycetes; Eurotiales; Aspergillaceae
Exons: 2
Coding region: 278-2023 (581 amino acids)
Source: RefSeq, a predicted model, not a curated record